This is a messenger RNA of Neltuma alba, 2071 nucleotides long. Its product is annotated as divinyl chlorophyllide a 8-vinyl-reductase, chloroplastic. The transcript has a single exon. Gene Ontology annotation, molecular function: oxidoreductase activity. The record is from RefSeq and is a predicted model, not a curated record. Bases 344 to 1618 code for a protein of 424 amino acids. NCBI's taxonomy places the organism in Eukaryota, Viridiplantae, Streptophyta, Magnoliopsida, Fabales, Fabaceae.
GGUAAUGUUUUUUGGCCCAAAAAAAAAAGGAUUAAGCUGGCAAAAAAAAAAUCAAAUACUAAAAAAGCGCGGCUUCCAGAUCAGAUAUUUUACAGAGUUCCAUCCAAUUGUAAUCGUCAGCUCAUUAUCCACCAGCCAUUUGGACUCUGCGCUCUUCCGCAUUACGAACACGAAGUUAACGACCAUGGAAAACCUGUGUCCCUCUCCCUCCUUAUCCUCCUCUGAUUCCCCCGACUUCACUUCGUCAUCAUUUUUGUUUUGCUUGUUCUAACGGUGAGGACUCUGCCACUUCCACCAAGAUCAACCUCCCCGCUCUUUCUGGGUAUCCUAUUCGUCCUGGAAAAUGUCCUCCUGUUAUUCUUCCAAUUUACUCACCCUUCAUUCCCCGAAGCAUCAAAGGAAUUCGAUAAAUCUGUCUUCUGAAUCGUCUCAGUUCGUCAAGUUCCUUCGGGUAAGAUCAGUUCCUUAUGCUUUAUCCUCCUUCUCCUUCCGACGAGAAUUGUCUGAACCAGUUAAAGUUAGCAGAGAAAGACUGAAACUUUUAGCAUCUUUAACUCCAUCUGAAGCUGUAGAAACCGCUCCAUCUGCAUUUAGAAACAAAUCCCCAAAAGAUAUCAACGUCUUGGUAGUGGGUUCCACUGGGUACAUUGGGAAAUUUGUGGUUAAAGAAUUGAUAAGCAGAGGCUUUAAUGUUAUAGCCAUUGCUAGGGAGAAAAGUGGAAUUAGGGGCAGAAAUGACAUGGAAGCGACCUUGUCUGAAUUGAAAGGAGCUAAUGUGUGCUUCUCAGAUGUGACAAACUUGGAAGUUUUGGAGAAAUCUUUGGACAAGUUAGGGGUUUCAGUUGAUGUCGUAGUAUCAUGCCUUGCUAGUCGAACUGGCGGGGUAAAGGAUUCGUGGAAGAUUGAUUAUGAGGCAACAAAAAAUAGCCUACUGGCUGGUAAGAAAUUUGGGGCAUCUCAUUUUGUAUUGCUUUCAGCAAUAUGUGUGCAGAAACCCCUUCUUGAAUUUCAGCGAGCAAAGCUGAAACUUGAGGCUGAGCUGAUGAAGGAAGCCGAAGAGAAUGAUGGGUUCACUUACAGUAUAGUGAGGCCUACUGCAUUCUUCAAAAGCUUGGGUGGUCAGGUUGAGUUGGUGAAAGAUGGGAAGCCUUAUGUCAUGUUUGGAGAUGGAAAGCUGUGUGCUUGUAAACCAAUAAGUGAACAAGAUUUGGCCUCUUUUAUUGUGGAUUGCGUGUUGAGUCAGGAUAAAAUCAAUAAGAUUUUACCGAUUGGAGGGCCAGGUAAGGCAUUGACACCAUUGGAACAAGGGGAGAUGCUGUUUCAGCUCUUGGGCAAGGAGCCCAAGUUCUUGAAGGUUCCCAUAGGAAUAAUGGAUUUUGCUAUUGGGCUUCUCGAUUUCCUGGUUAAAAUCUUCCCUUCAUUGGAAGAUGCUGCUGAGUUUGGGAAAAUUGGAAGGUAUUAUGCAGCUGAAAGCAUGCUAAUUUUAGAUCCUGAGACUGGAGAAUAUAGUGCUGAAAAGACACCUAGUUACGGGAAUGAUACAUUAGAAGUGUUCUUUGCUAGAGUACUGAGGGAAGGGAUGGCUGGUCAGGAAUUAGGUGAGCAGACAAUAUUUUAAGAUUAUGAUGAGCUCUAUGGCUCUAACGAAGCAACCAAUUUUGUAUCUAUUUUCAUGUUUGUGUUCAACCAAACAUUGCUAUAAUUUUUUAUAAGUUUCAAGCAAUGGUUGUCGAGAGGAAGUUCCAGUCUCUGGAGGUACUUUAUUGAUUCUCCGGUAACAAACACUACCAUUCCCCUUGUCCAUAUAUAGCUAUUAUAACCUGAAGUUACAUUCAGCGUUCUGAAGUCAAGUUCGCUUUUGUUCUGAUAAUUGGUAUGAAUCUUUGUACAAAUGUAAUGCGCAGAUACUACUUCAUGAAUUACCAUGUAAUCAUGUAUUCCUCUUAUUCUCAAAAGUUAAUGUAAUCCAUGAGAGUAAACUGCCACGAAAUUGAAUUUCAUGAACUCACGAUUAGUACAUGCUUUACAUGUAUCCUGUCACUUAUAAUUUAGAGCAUCUUCUUUCAUGUCA